AUGUCUAAAUCACUUCAGCUGCGGUUCUGCUGCGAGGUCCUAACACUCUUAGCAGUUUUGAUUAGAACCUCGAAGGAUAUUGUGGAUAUGCAGCAGAUUGGAAUGAAGCGUUGGUGGAUGGCCCUCAGUGCAUUUCCCGAGAAAGUUCUGCACAAAGUCUCUCAGCUAACUUUGCUGCUGAUUGUCCCAAUUCGUACUGCUUGCUUUAUUCACCCUGUAAUGCUGCUACUCGACAAUGUCAUGACAAUUGCUGUCGUUCUGAUGGCAACAAUGCAUUUCCUUUUUUAUUGCAGAGGUAUGAAGUUCGUUGGUCCCUUUGUGCUAAUGGUAUACAAAAUUAUCAUUGGCGAUAUGCUACGCUUUCUGCUGAUUUAUUCUGUGUUCGUUCUGGGAUUUGCGCAAGCUUUCUAUGUAAUUUUUCAUUCAUGUCAAAUGGCUGAAAAAGACUAUCGAAGAGUGCAUGGUCUGCGCGAUAAUGACGACUAUAAAGGAAGAUUUGAGAAUAUCAUGGGCUCACCUAGAGAGGCACUGAUGAGAAUGAUCAUCAUGAGUGUUGGAGAGUUCGGUGUUGUAUACAGGAAUCUCAACGAUUGCAAAAGUCGAGUAGCUCUUCAAGGCAAACUAUUAGUCACUCUGAUGUUGCUGAAUUUGCUCAUUGCUAUGAUGACGCGAACCUAUGAGAAAAUAGCUGAAACGGAAAAGGAAUGGAAACGUCAGUGGGCGCAGGUGAUUCUGAUGCUGGAACAGUCACUAACAAAUGGCGAACGGCUGAUGGUGAUGUAUAGCUACUCGCGACCACUCAGAAUCGACAAAGCUCGUCGGGCGUUUGUCGUUCGGGUGAAAUCCGACAAAAAAUUUGAAACGUCAAAGACUGUCGAAUUUUCACAAAAGAAACACAGUAUUCACUUGUCGCCAAGUAGUCAUCUACAUAUGGUAGGACUACCGAGAUAA
Angiostrongylus costaricensis is the source of this 951-nucleotide messenger RNA. The record is from the annotation of a GenBank genome assembly. NCBI's taxonomy places the organism in Eukaryota, Metazoa, Nematoda, Chromadorea, Rhabditida, Metastrongylidae.